This is a messenger RNA of Angiostrongylus costaricensis, 1203 nucleotides long. NCBI's taxonomy places the organism in Eukaryota, Metazoa, Nematoda, Chromadorea, Rhabditida, Metastrongylidae. The record is from the annotation of a GenBank genome assembly.
AUGAGCUUAACCGGCAAUUUUUACGCUGAGGAAAAUACCCAAGUGGCAUAUUUGCUCCUGUUCUAUUUCUCAUUCACAGUCACAAUCCGCUCGGUCGUGCUCGUUUUUACAGAUGUGGUGGUAACGGCUGAAGAAGAAAAGGUGCGUGAUUCCCUUGGAUACAUGGCUAUUGCUGAAAUUCACCGAGAAAUGGACGAUGAUCAUUCUGGAUCUAUCGAUAGAAAGGAAACCACAGGAUUCAUGACAGAAGACAUGCACAUGCGUGGAUCGGAUCGACUGCGGCGUGAAAAUGCAUUUCAUGGCAAUGAUGACGCCAUCACAGUCGACGACCUUUGGGAAGCAUGGUUCGAAAGCGACGAACGUUCGUGGACCAGUGAGCAGGUCUUUCUAGGUUUUUUGGUCAAUCUUCCUAUGUAUGCGGAGAAAAUCGUGCAGCUUAAAAUCGAUGGAAGAUUUUUGCCGAGGUUAGCUGUUCAUAAUUCAACGUUUAUGACUAAUGAACUUGGUAUCAAGUCGUCAGUUCAUCGUCAAAAGCUUCGUUUGAAUGCUUUGGACGUUGUCUUAUUCGGGCAUCGAGAUCCUUCUUCUAAGGGGAAAGAUAUAGCACUCGCUCUUCUGCUCCUCUUACUCACCUCUGUGCUCAUUCUCUAUGCAAAACAGCGCCAUCGUGCUCGUCUACAGGUGACUGAAUUGUCACAACGCUUAAAGGAGUUGAAGAACAUGGAAAAUGAGUUUGAUGACGUGCAGAAAAAAUGGAAUGAAGAACGAAGUAGACGCUCAACUAUAGAUGCAGGUGUAAGUCAGACUGAAGUGAAUAACUUGCGUGUCCAGUUAGAAGCAGCUGAGCGUAGACUAGAAGAAAACUGUAUCGGUAGCACUCCUCUCGCUCUGCAGCCACUACUGCGAAAGACUUGCGAAAUUGAGAUGGCAUUUUUGGAGAAGCAGAAACAAGAAUGCGUGAAGGAAAUGCAUGAAGCGAUUGAAUUAGUUGAUAGACUUCAGAAGAAAACAUCUAGUGUACUGUCAUCGCUCAAGUUGGCAACUGGAGCAUCAUCUUCUAGUGACCAAGUUGACAGCAAGAUAUUUGCCCUCAAGAAUCGUAUGGACAAGAUACAAGUACUCACGCGCGAAACCCAAGACCGCUGGUUGCAGAUCGAGUCGCUUUGUGGCUUUCCUGUUUUCAAUGUUGAGGGUAGGUUUUAA